Messenger RNA from Brassica rapa (field mustard), 1057 nucleotides. Its product is annotated as 50S ribosomal protein L21, mitochondrial. Gene Ontology annotation, cellular component: ribosome. Gene Ontology annotation, molecular function: RNA binding; structural constituent of ribosome. The record is from RefSeq and is a predicted model, not a curated record. NCBI's taxonomy places the organism in Eukaryota, Viridiplantae, Streptophyta, Magnoliopsida, Brassicales, Brassicaceae. Gene Ontology annotation, biological process: translation.
GUAGAGGGUCUUACAGAAACAUUUCAAGUAUUAGACAAAAACCUCUCUCUAGUCUCGAUAAACCCUAAGUCUGCUCGUGCUCUCCGAUGGCGAGCCUCCGAUGCCUCCGAGAGCUAAGCCGCCGCGCGACGACGGUUCUCUCGAUCAACCAAACGCGCUUGAUCUCUUCCGUUCGGCGAUUAGAGCUUCCCGGGACCAGCAUUACUCAUGGGAUCCCAAUUACGAAUCAAUCUCUCACUAGGGAUUUGCCAUGGUAUCGCUCCCAAGGUCGACAUUUCUCUUCGAAAGCGAAGGACACUGAUGAAAGCAGCGAAGGAGAAGAUGAUGAUGAUGAUGAGGACUACGAGGAUUCGGCGGAGAUGGAAGUAGAGAGGGAGUAUUCACCGGCGGAGAAAGUAGAGGCGGCGGCGGAGAUUGGGUAUAAAGUGAUGGGUCCUCUUAAAUCGUCGGAGAGAUUAUUCAAACUUUACGAGCCAGUGUUUGCCGUUGUUCAGAUUGGUUCUCAUCAGUUCAAAGUAAGCAAUGGAGACUCCAUCUUCACAGAGAAGUUGAAGUUCUGUGACAUCAAUGAUAAGUUGGUACUGACCAAGGUUCUUCUAUUGGGCUCGGCAAGCCAGACUAUUAUUGGGAGGCCUAUCUUGCCUGAUGCCACUGUUCAUGCUGUUGUGGAAGAGCAUGCAUUGGAUGAAAAAGUGCUCAUUUUCAAAAAGAAACGAAGGAAGAACUAUAGGAGAACCACAGGACAUCGACAGGAAUUAACGAAGUUGAGAAUAACGGAUAUACAAGGAAUUGAGAAACCAGAACCGAAGAUUGUCCAUAAGCCUUCCAAGGCAGCUCAUACAGAGGCUGAGCUAGUUGCUUAGAGAGACGAAUUGCUUUUUGUUGUUUGUUGCUGAUGCCAAUAAGUUGAAAAUUCAAAAAUAAAUAUUUGCGGAAACAGUGGUUGUUUCUGCACUAUGCUUUUGUCCUGUAAGAUCAAGUUAAUAUUGUUUUGCUGCCGGAAAUUCCGUGAACGUCAGGCUACACACUCUCUUUAACAAGAAUAAAAUCAGUUUCA